AACGGGUGCUCUGCAGCUUUCGCUUUAAAUUCCAUCACAUUCUUCCCUGUAACCCUUCGACAAACACUUUAUCCUUUCACUUCUCUUAGCGAUGACCUGAAUCAAGUGAGUGUAUUCAUCCCACUGAAAGCUUCAUUCUCUUGCUGACAGUAUUUAGCCAGCAAUCACUGGACCGAGAGUCAUACUCAUCAUCUUCCUGAUCCUCGUCAUGUCUGGAAAUCAGCCAGCCUCCGGCCUUGAGCGCUUCUGCGGCCUCGUGUCUUUCGGCCACCCUCCCGUGGAUCUCUGCUCCGAGACAGCUGCGAAGAAGACGGUCGUCUCGCAACGGGACCUGAGCAACGAGGGCCAUGGUCGAGCACUAAGAUACCGAUUGCGUAGCGAACAACACGAUCUCUAUCAGCGCAAGUCCAAGAAGGAUCGCCACAAAUCCACUGCCACUCCCAAAGACCACAUUCCUGCAGCUGCUCGCCGCCUACUGGGAUCCUCCUCAUGCCUGCUAGCUACAUUUGGUCCUCUAGCCCGCGUGUUCGGCAUUGGUGAACUCAGCGAUGUAAUUCUGGGCGAACUCGAACACAACGAUCUUAUGAGUUGUCUGGGAGGCACACGCGUGCUACGCCGAGCAGUGCAGAAUUGUCCAGCUGCUCAAACAUGUCUCGAAACCCUUCCGUUCGAGCCUGCAGGCCAGUUCUACAGUCGCGAGACUUGCUGUCUGCCUUUUCCGAAGAACAGUUGCCGUCCUAUGCUCGUGACCAAAGGGACCUUUUUGCCAACAAGAAGAGAGAGAAUGAGGGACGGCAAAGGAGCAGAACAUCGCGUCUAUGUGGACGUGUACCUUGGCAGUGAUGGUCAUGUCCCUACAGACUUUGACAUACUUGGUAGCUGGGCUGAUAUGAAGCUUCCCGACAUGCCGGUCGAUAUUGUCCUGGGAGGUCUGGGUCGACUGUGAGUGCAGGUACAUCUUAGAAAGCCUCGAUGAGCGUCGCGGUCCGGCUACACCUCGUGCUGCUAGUCCUUGGUCUCACAGGCUGAUCACUCAUGAUAGGCUCUUGAGGAAGAUCGCGGAAUGUGUCAGGGAGGUAUACAUUGCCCACGAACAUAGCAUUCCCGAUCGCGUAUUCAACAAUUAUGUAUCGUUCAGGUGUUUGACUGGGGUCGAGGUCGAGGAUGAAUGGCAGGGCAUGGUCGUGUCAGGAAUUUCCAACUUGGCCAACCCAUACACGACUGGCUAGGUUUAGCUGUCCGCCAAAUGUAUUUCAUCUCAACUGGUUGUACCUGUUUUAGUGAAGGAAAGGAUGCAUGGUCAAGGUGGUGGUCUCGACUAGUAGACAAGCGCACAGGGCACACAAAAUAAUCAUGCCGACCAACUGCCGACGAAUCAUGAAUAGUGUGUUCUUUGACUCUUUGCCUGCCUCACACU
Messenger RNA from Aureobasidium subglaciale EXF-2481, 1417 nucleotides. RefSeq lists its product as uncharacterized. The transcript has a single exon. Lineage: Eukaryota; Fungi; Ascomycota; Dothideomycetes; Dothideales; Saccotheciaceae. The record is from RefSeq and is a predicted model, not a curated record. The coding region runs from base 209 to 946 and encodes 245 amino acids.